GGGCGGGGCCGCCCUGUCACAAGUGCGGAUGCGGCUGGACGGCGGUCCUACCCCAGGGACCACCGAACGUCUCCGCGCCGCUGCGGUUCUCCUCGCCCCGAACCACGCCCAGGGUGUGGACGGGUAGCGAUGGGGGAAAAGGAAAAGCAACCUAAGAGUUAUUACCGUUAGCAGCGAAAGCCGACUAACGCCGACGACAGAGAUUGCGUCUCCUUUCGCUUCCGGCCCGUCGUCCUGGGAACCGGAAAUCCGGCUGCCCCGGGUCACGUGAUCCACCGCCAUCUUGGUUCCGGUGGCAGCUGCAGCCGGGAAGCGGUGGGCUAGAGCGGUGCUGCUGCUGCGGGCUCAGUUUUCAUCCUCGGGGAAGGGUUCUUGGAGUGCGAGGGGAGGUGGAGGAGAUGGCUGCCUCGGCGCGGGAAGAUGGCGCCCGCGGAGAGGAGCAAGGGCAGCGGGGCUGCGAGCAUUAUGACAGAGGAUGUCUCCUGAAGGCACCUUGUUGUGACAAGCUGUAUACUUGCCGGUUGUGUCAUGAUAAACAUGAAGAUCAUCAGCUAGAUCGCUUUAAAGUAAAGGAAGUGCAGUGCAUAAACUGUGAAAAAAUUCAACAUGCACAACAGACUUGUGAAGAAUGUAGCACAUUGUUUGGAGAAUAUUAUUGCAGUAUAUGCCAUCUAUUUGACAAGGACAAGAAACAGUAUCAUUGUGAAAACUGUGGAAUUUGUAGGAUUGGUCCAAAGGAAGAUUUUUUCCACUGUUCGAAAUGUAACUUAUGCCUCGCUAUGAAUCUCCGAGGAAAGCACAAGUGUAUUGAAAAUGUUUCCCGGCAGGAUUGUCCAAUAUGUUUGGAGGACAUUCACACAUCCCGUAUUGUUGCUCAUGUCUUGCCAUGUGGACAUCUUCUACAUAGAACGUGUUAUGAAGAAAUGUUGAAAGAAGGCUACAGGUGUCCAUUAUGUAUGCACUCUGCUUUAGAUAUGACUAGGUACUGGAGGCAGCUGGAUGAUGAGGUAGCACAGACUCCUAUGCCAUCAGAGUAUCAGAACAUGACUGUGGAUAUUCUUUGCAAUGAUUGCAAUGGAAGAUCUACAGUCCAGUUCCAUAUAUUAGGCAUGAAAUGUAAUAUUUGUGAAUCCUACAAUACUGCUCAGGCUGGAGGAUAUAGAAUUUCACUAGAUCAGCAAUGACCAGCCUACACUACACUGGAAAACUCAGCAUUUUCUGAUACAGAAAAAGGCUAUCUUUAGUAUCCUGUUGUCAUAAUGUGUCAGAAUCUAUGCAUUAGUGUUGAUGUGUUUUGUACUAGUGUCACAGCAUAAACUCAUAUUACAAGACUUAAGGAUUCAGGGUCUCUUUAUAGGAUUAUCAUAGCUCUAUAUUAAUUGAAAGCCUCUGUGCUUGUGUUUUGAUUGGGAAUUCCUUUGGUGUCGGUUGUUUGGAAGUCAGUGAUGUUUGCCACUGAAAUUCACAUCCAUAGACAUAUAUUAUACUUCCAUGGAACUUUAAGUGACACUAUGCACACAGAAUUCGUUUCUAGUUCUUGAUAGAACUGUACUUAAUUCUCAGUAUUAUUCUUGACUUCUUAAGGGCUGUGCUGUAAUGAGAAUAUGUUCUACCUUACUGUUAAAAUCUAAUUACAUAUACUUUAGAAUUUUCUAAGGCAGUCCUUUGGAACCUGUAAAUGUGAAUUCUGAUGUUAAUAACUGCUAAUAAAAUUAUAUUGAAACAGUGUUUUAUAGAAAAAUUUUUCCAAAGUUAUCUCUUUUUGGCUUAGUUAGAGCAAUAUAGUCUUACAAUAUGAAAGAAAUCCUUUCUUUUCAGGUAUUCUUCCAUAAGAGUAAUUGGGAAAAAUGUAAAAUAAUAGAACUCUUCUAAGCCUUAAGAAAACCAUCAGAAUUGAAAAUAAUUUUGUUUUGGUUGCUCCAAAUUAUUUUUCGAAGGAUAGUGUAUUCAUUCAGUCAGCAAAUAUUUAGUGAGCAACUGUUAUGUGCUGGAUAUAGUUCAGGAUGCUUUAGAGGCAACAGUGAACAAUAUAGACAAAUACCUGCCCUUGUAGUGUUACAUUCUAGUGUUCUUCAUACUUAACUAGCUUUUUCCUUGUUUUUCUUUAUGUAUACGGUGGUUGUCUUUGUUGUAAAUGAGGUGUGGAUUCUUUCUUUCCUAAAUGCUCAGAAGUAGGUAUGGAUGAGUAGAAGUGGCAUGGAAUGUAACUUUUUGGGGGGACUUGUGAUAGAAUUAAUACACUUCUUAAUUCAGGAACAUGGUACACAAAAAUGUUUGAUGAUCCUGUACUUGUUUUAUAAUAGUGUCCUAGUAUCCAACUUAGCUUGUUUAUAAAAAGCGUUAGGUUAGGAAGUAAAAUGUAUAUGGGUCAAUUGACAAGUAUAUUUUAAACACCAAUUAUAUUUCUAACUUUGAGCUAGUUAAAUCUGUGAAUAAGGAA
Molecule: messenger RNA, 2440 nt
Organism: Camelus dromedarius (Arabian camel)
Lineage: Eukaryota; Metazoa; Chordata; Mammalia; Artiodactyla; Camelidae
Gene: RCHY1
Product: ring finger and CHY zinc finger domain containing 1
Exons: 9
Coding region: 399-1184 (261 amino acids)
Molecular function (GO): zinc ion binding
Source: RefSeq, a predicted model, not a curated record